CUCUUGUCUUCUUCCUCACCCUUCCUCCCGCCUCCCCUACAAAUUGCCUCGCCUGUCCGUCCAUCCCUGUCGCCAGCCCACUCCUUGCACAGUUGCACUUGCCACCGUAUCGACCAACAACUGGUACGUACGAGCGACCUUGGCUAGCAACAACCGGGAGAGGAGAGGAGAGGAGGGAUGGUUCGCUCUUCCGCUGCCACGGAGGUGGGCCAGGUGCCGGACGGGAGGCCGCUGCCGGCUCCCGUGGCCACCGGCGGCGGCGGCGGCGGUACCGGCACGGGAGGCGGGCGGGAGCCGGAGGGCCUGCCGUGCCCGCGCUGCGAGUCCGCCAACACCAAGUUCUGCUACUACAACAACUACAACCUGUCCCAGCCGCGCUACUUCUGCCGGGCCUGCCGCCGCUACUGGACGCGCGGGGGAGCGCUCCGCAACGUCCCCGUCGGCGGCGGCACGCGCAAGGCCACGCCCGCCGGCCGCCGCAAGCGCGCCGGCCCGGCGCCCGCAACCGCGGCGCCGCCUGCGCCUCCGCCUCCGAGCGCGCUCCACGGCUCGCUGCUGCGCCCGUACGGUGGGCUGUCCUUCGCCGCGCCGGCCCUGGCGUCGCCGCUCGCCGCCGUGGACCCGGACCGCCGGCUGCUGGACCUCGGCGGCAGCUUCACGUCGCUGAUCGCGCCAGGGGCCGACGUCGGCGUCCACUUCUCCGCCGAGUUCCUCGUGGGCGGACUCGCGCCGGCGGCCCUGCCUCGCGCGACCGCCUCUGUCCCUGCUCUGCCGCCACCGCCACCGCAGCAGCAUCAGCAGCCGACGACGGUGUCCCAGGCGUUGCCGGAAGGCCUGUUCUGGAGCAUGGGGUGGCCGGACCUGUCCAUCUAAGAGCUCCAUGCCUCCGCCGGUGUCCCAGGCGCGCUCGGUGCAUCGUCCGUCACCGGUGCCCGGCUAAUGACUGCUGCGUGCGGGUGCAUCAUCGCUAAUCUAGCUUUUUCUCUUUCUCUCUUUUAGCUGUUUGAAUUAACAGUAGACUGUAGUGCUGCAUCCAGGUGAUCUUUUUGAGGGGGGCAAGUUGUUUAGUCAUCAUGAAACUUUUCCAGUCAGGAAGGAACUGUGAGAGAGUGAUCUGAUCUGCUGAGGAUGUCAUGAAAAACUCUGCAUGCUCGGUUGCCUUGCCUGCAUGAGGACCUGUGCUGCAGUGCGUGAGCAAUUGAGCUUGACCAACCGAUACCAUCAGCAGAUUGUUUUUUGGGGGGUC
This is a messenger RNA of Zea mays, 1246 nucleotides long. RefSeq names its product Dof zinc finger protein DOF1.6. The record is from RefSeq and is marked validated. Lineage: Eukaryota; Viridiplantae; Streptophyta; Magnoliopsida; Poales; Poaceae. Gene Ontology annotation, molecular function: DNA binding; DNA-binding transcription factor activity. Gene Ontology annotation, biological process: regulation of DNA-templated transcription. The transcript has a single exon. Bases 178 to 873 code for a protein of 231 amino acids.